AUGCAUUUCUUUUGUUGGAAAAAUUUGAUAAUUUUCAAAUAAAAUGCUUUUAUGAAACAUCCUUUGAUGUGUUAUAGAUCUCUUUUUUUAAUUUUUCCUUUAUUCAAACUAUUUGUUUGUUAAAGCUGGAAAUAAUCCUGUCCACAUAAUGAGUACAAAUGAGGAGAAUGAUCAAUUUUAAAUAAUUGAAUAAGAAAUGAAUAAGUGAUAUUGUAAAAUAUGCAAAUUUAAUAUACCCAAUAGAGCAAAGCAUUGUAAGGUUCGCAAAAGAUGCGCGGCAAACUAUGAUCCUCAUUGUUUUAGAUAGGAGGAUGUGUUAGUAUUUAAUCAACGAUCAUUUUGGCUAUUCUUAUUAGUUUAGAAUAUUGUAUUGUAUUGAUAUUGUUAUUUUGGUAUUGGUAAGAUAGUUAUCUAAUAUGAUUAUUAAGAGAAAAAUAAAAGAGAUAUUGAUAAGAAUAUGGAAUUAUAUUGUGAUAUUUUGAUCAUGUUUUUAUUUUUGAUGCUUGCAAGAGGGAUGCCUAGAUUCCAUACAUAUUUGAUUAUUGUAGGAGUGACAACUUAUGAAUUACUAAAGAAAUAUUAAUACAAAAAGGCAUCAACAAAUUCAUAAUUCAAUAUUAGAAAACAUAAGAUCGAUAUUUUUUCAUGUUGGUUAAUUGCUUUCAAAUUAAGAAAUUGUUUGACUAACUCAUUAUAUAUUAUAAAUUUCUUAUAAACCUUUUAAGAUAAAAAUUAACUAACGCUAUUAAACAUUGAAGAUGUUGUUUCUCUGGAAAUAACAUAGCUGCAUUUGAUGAAAUUUUCGCUUUCUAAAAAACAGAACAAAAACUUUACUUAAUUGAAUUAAUUAUGCAGAAACUACCCAUUGUGA
This is a messenger RNA of Paramecium octaurelia, 871 nucleotides long. The record is from the annotation of a GenBank genome assembly. NCBI's taxonomy places the organism in Eukaryota, Ciliophora, Oligohymenophorea, Peniculida, Parameciidae.